Molecule: messenger RNA, 708 nt
Organism: Stegodyphus dumicola
Lineage: Eukaryota; Metazoa; Arthropoda; Arachnida; Araneae; Eresidae
Product: polycomb complex protein BMI-1-A-like
Biological process (GO): negative regulation of transcription by RNA polymerase II
Cellular component (GO): PRC1 complex
Molecular function (GO): promoter-specific chromatin binding
Source: RefSeq, a predicted model, not a curated record
AUGAAGGUACCUAAAGAGGAACUAGUCGUUUCUCUGUUUGUAUUUUUAAAAACUUACUUUUUUCCAGUUUGUCGGACCUGUAUUGUACGGUAUUUACAGACUAACAAAUUUUGUCCUACGUGUGAAGUCCAGGUGCAUAAGACUCGCCCUUUAGUUAAUAUUAGGUCAGACCAGACUCUACAAGAUAUAGUUUAUAAAUUAGUUCCAGGAUUGUUUAAAAAUGAAAUGAAAAGACGGCGAGAUUUUUAUUCACAGCAGAAUGCCUUUGUUCAAGGAUCCAUUCCAACUUCAAGUGAAAAGAGGGGUGAUGUUUGGGGCUGUGAUCGUAUGAUUUUUUCCCCAGAAGAUAUCAUUAGUGUUUCAAUUGAAUAUUGCCCUUUAAAUUUACCAAUGCCCUUAACAUUGCAUCCAAAUAUAUAUUCUGAAGGUUUACAUCCUAAUAAUGAAACUGAUGACAAAACGCAUCGCCGAUAUCUCCGUUGUCCUGGUGCUAUAACUGUAUAUCAUCUAAAAAAGCUACUUCGUGCAAAAUAUGGUUUAAAUCAAAAUGAAAAAGUAAGCAUAUAUUUUGACCUGGCAACGAGUAUUUAUUAGAAAUGUGAAAACAUAGUCUUCUUCUUAAAUGAAGUAUUUCAGAUUCUCUUUCUUUUUACCUCAUAAUCACUAUUCUGAUAAACGUUAGUUAAUUUAAGCAACUUUUAAAAUUAA